Molecule: messenger RNA, 915 nt
Organism: Salvia hispanica
Lineage: Eukaryota; Viridiplantae; Streptophyta; Magnoliopsida; Lamiales; Lamiaceae
Product: putative F-box protein At3g16210
Molecular function (GO): protein binding
Source: RefSeq, a predicted model, not a curated record
AUGAAGCCAUACCUACCAUUAGAAAUCAUCACAAAUAUCCUCUUGAGACUCUCCCCUCGAAGCAUUGCAACUUGCAAAUGCAUUUGCAAACCAUGGCUUAAUCUCAUUGAGAGUGAUGCUUUUGUCAAGUCCCAUUUUUCUAUAUCGGCCCCCGCCCUAGCUGUUUCCAUUACCAAGUGGGAUUCGAAUUGGUUUAGUGUUUUCAAAUUGGAAGACGAGCUCGAGCCGUUCUCAAAUUGGUUCGAUGUUUAUGCCAAGCAUGGUCCAAUCACCAAGUUUGAUUUUCGUCGAGAAUCAACAAUACAAUGUUCUGCCAAUGGUCUGCUUCUUUUAAAAAAUGCUUUCAUGGAUGAUAAUCUCUAUGUAUGUAAUCCCAUCACCCAUGAAUUUGUUGAGCUAUGUGGGCGUGUUACUCGGAAGGGAGAUCGUUUUGGAUUUGGAGUGAGCAAAAUAAGCGGACAACAUAAAGUUGUCUAUCAUAGCCCUGAAUCUGGAUUUCAUGUGUACACUCUUAAAGCGGGAUCUUUGUGGAGAACCGUCGAAGCCGCCCCCCCUUUUUCUGAUUAUUGCGACUCCUCCAUUUGUGGUGCAUUUUUUAGUGGCAAUCUCCAUUGGUUAGUUAAAAGUACGACAGGGGAUGUUCAUAUUUGUUGCUUUGAUCUUGAAACAGAACGUUUUAGCACAUUUCUUGUGCCUGUUGAUAAUGUCACAUUUAAAAGGGGGAAGUUGUAUGGUUUGGGGGAUUGCCUAUGUAUUCUUAAUGAUACAAUAGCUAAUAAUGUGAUAUGGUUGUUGAAAGAAUAUGAACAAGUGGAGAAAUUUUGGAUGACUAUACAACUCAUCGAGGAAAAGCCUUUGGAGCUUAGACGUGUGAGGCAUGAGAAUUUUAUAUUUGGAUUUGUUGCAUUUGCAUGA